Molecule: messenger RNA, 429 nt
Organism: Neogale vison (American mink)
Lineage: Eukaryota; Metazoa; Chordata; Mammalia; Carnivora; Mustelidae
Product: 60S ribosomal protein L23a-like
Exons: 1
Coding region: 1-429 (142 amino acids)
Biological process (GO): ribosomal large subunit assembly; translation
Cellular component (GO): cytosolic large ribosomal subunit; ribosome
Molecular function (GO): structural constituent of ribosome
Source: RefSeq, a predicted model, not a curated record
AUGAUGCCAAAAGCAAGAAAAGAAGCUCCUACCCCUCACCAAAGCCAAAGCAAAAACACUGAAGGCCAAGAAACUGGUGCCAGAAGGUGUCCAGAGCCAAAAAAAAAAAAGAGAUUUGCAUGUCACCCACCUUCCCAUGACCAAGACACUGCAUCUCUGAAGCCAGCCCAGAUAAUCCUGGAAAGAGCACCCCCAAGAGAAACAAGCUUGACCACUAUGCCAUCAUCAAGUUCCACCAUGAUCACAGAGUCAGCCAGGAAGAAAAUCGAAGACAAAAACACACUUGUGUUCCUUGUGGACGUCAAGGCCAACAAGCACGAGAUCAAACAGGUUAUGAAGAAGCUCUAUGAUGUUGAUGUGACCAAGGUCAACACCCUGAUCAGCCCCAAAAGAAAGAAGGAGGCAUAUGUUCAACAUGCUACUGCCUAG